This is a messenger RNA of Papaver somniferum (opium poppy), 1521 nucleotides long. RefSeq names its product protein LOW PSII ACCUMULATION 3, chloroplastic-like. Bases 69 to 1229 code for a protein of 386 amino acids. The record is from RefSeq and is a predicted model, not a curated record. The transcript has 12 exons. Lineage: Eukaryota; Viridiplantae; Streptophyta; Magnoliopsida; Ranunculales; Papaveraceae.
CAAUUUCUUUAUCCAUUCCUUCCUGUUACUCUUGUUUCUCUCUCUACUUUUCUUCCUCGAACAGAGAGAUGGCCAUGGCCUUCUCUUAUUCAUCUUCUCUUUACUCUCUCACUCCAGUGUCUCAACAAUCUCGUUCCUCUCUUUCUUCUCUUCGCUCAUCAUCAUCUUUACUCUCUGUUGCUACUCCACCAGUGUCCACUUCAUCUAAGUUUCGAGCUAAUUCGUUGAGAAUUAUUAGUUGCAGUAGUACCAGCAAUAAAGAAGCUCGAAAUGUCAAUCCAAAAGUUGGUGUCUCGGUCUAUAAACCUCAAUCAUAUGAAGUUCUUGUUAACGAUGCUGCAAAUUCACUUAUCUAUGCACUUGAAGAUGGCAAAACUCGCCUCGAAAUCGAAUUCCCGCCCUUGCCGAGCAGUAUUUCUGAUUACAAGGGGUCUUCAGAUGAGUACAUUGAAGCCAAUGUUCAGCUUGUCCUAGCUGUUGUUAGAAAGCUUCAACAAAGGAAAGGAAUACGAUCUUGCGUUGUGUUUCCGGAUGCGCCAGAAAAGCGAAGGGGUUCCAAGAUUUUCAAGACAGCUCUUGACUCGAUUGAGAACGUAACAGUUGGUUCUUUGGAUGACAUCCAAGGUGAUCCUGUCUCUAGUUUCUUCAAAUCUGUGAGAAGCACCUUGGACUUUGAUUUUGAAGAAGAUAACGAAGGUCGGUGGGAAUCCAAAGAGCCACCAUCACUAUAUGUCUUCAUUAAUUGUAGCACUCGUGAACUUGGGUCUAUAGAGACAUACGUGGAAAAUUUUGCUGCCUCAACCCCUGUGCUUCUUUUCAACCUUGAACUUGACACACUGCGGGCUGACUUGGGACUUUUUGGGUUUCCCACUAAAGAUUUGCAUUUUCGGUUUCUCUGCCAGUUCGUCCCUGUGUUCUACAUUCGGCUGAGAGAUUACUCAAAGACAGUUGCGGUGGCACCUUACAUCCUAAACUACACGGGAGCACUAUUCCGGCAAUACCCUGGCCCUUGGCAGGUGAUGCUCAAACAAGCUGAUGGUUCAUAUGCUUGUGUAGCUGAAAGUGCAACACGUUUCACAUUGGGCGAAACCAAGGAAGAACUGAUGAGGGUUCUAGGACUACAAGAAGAACAAGGAAGCUCUCUCGAAUUUCUUCGAAGAGGAUAUAAGAGUUCAACUUGGUGGGAAGAUGAUACUGACUUGGAGUUAUCUUCUGGAUGGCGCAACUGAUCAAAUGAGUUAAUACAUAGGCACAAAUUGGAGAACCACAAGAACUCCUUGGGCGGACAUUUCAACUCACGAUUUGGCGAACGUCCUGCAACUUGUCAAGUUUUGAUGAACUCUCUGUACAUUUUCUUAGUUAUAAAAUCACUAUCUGUAACUCCUUAUGAAUACAAAUUCUUAUCCACCUAUAUUUGUUCGAUAAAUAACUGAAUCAAAUCAGUCAUAGCAAAGUAACUGACUUGAUAUUACAAGUGUCAUUUAAAGAGGAAAUUUUAUAUCAGUGCAAGAUUAUAGCCAA